This is a messenger RNA of Mugil cephalus (flathead mullet), 1914 nucleotides long. RefSeq names its product zinc finger, RAN-binding domain containing 2 (gene zranb2). Gene Ontology annotation, molecular function: RNA binding; lipopolysaccharide binding. NCBI's taxonomy places the organism in Eukaryota, Metazoa, Chordata, Actinopteri, Mugiliformes, Mugilidae. Bases 111 to 1079 code for a protein of 322 amino acids. Gene Ontology annotation, biological process: RNA processing. The transcript is spliced from 10 exons. The record is from RefSeq and is a predicted model, not a curated record.
GGAGGGCCGUCGAGCUAACCGCUGCUGCUGCAUGAAUACCGCGAGAGUAGGAAGCACACCCUGACCUGCCACCAGUGCCAGCGAGCCAGUCUGCGUGGACAGACACAAACAUGUCGGGGAAGAGUUUUCGAGUCAGCGACGGUGACUGGAUAUGUCCAGACAAAAAAUGUGGAAACGUGAACUUUGCAAGAAGAACGAGUUGUAACAGAUGUGGAAGAGAGAAAACCACAGAGGCCAAGAUGAUGAAAGCAGGAGGAACGGAGAUUGGGAAGACUCUUGCGGAGAAGAGUAGAGGCCUUUUCAGUGCAAAUGACUGGCAAUGCAAAACAUGUGGCAAUGUGAACUGGGCUCGAAGAUCAGAGUGCAACAUGUGUAACACACCGAAAUAUGCCAAGCUUGAAGAAAGAACGGGUUAUGGUGGAGGCUUCAAUGAGAGGGAGAAUGUGGAAUAUAUUGAACGGGAGGAAUCGGACGGGGAAUAUGAUGAGUUUGGUAGGAAAAAGAAAAAGUACCGUGGGAAGAGUAACAGCACAUCUUCCUCAAAAGAAGUUGAAAAGAAAGAGGUGCCAAAAGUUGAAGCUGAAGUUGAAGAUGAGGAGGAAGAGGAAGACGAGGAGGAGGAAGAGGGUGACCUGUCUAAAUACAAACUGGAUGAUGAUGAUGAAGAGGAUGAUGGUGACCUGUCAAAGUACGAUCUUGAUGCCAGUGACGAGGACGACAAGCCAGCUAAGAGAAAGGAGAGCCGCUCUGGUUCUUCACGCUCCCGCUCUUCUUCCCGCUCCUCCAGCUCCAGUUCUCGGUCGAGGUCCAGGUCCCGUUCUAGAAGCUCAUCCAGUUCCAGGUCUGGAUCUCGCUCAAGGUCUCACUCCAGAUCAAGCUCCAGGUCUGGAAAGGGCUCCUCUCCCCAGAAGAGGUCCCACUCACCCUCCUCCUCACCUGAUAGGGGACAGAAGCGCAGUCGCUCCAGGUCCUCAUCUGGAGGGAGGAAACGGAGGCGCUCUAGAUCACGUUCGUCCGAAAGGCGCCGCCACCACUCUUCUGGAUCCUCCCAUUCUGGCUCCAGUUCAAAAAAGAAAUAACUUUAUUAUGGCCUUUAAACCAAGAAAAGGAAUCUUAGUAGAAGUGCAUGUUGUGUUGCAAAAAAAACAACCACCAGAUUCAUUCUCAAACAAUUUCCUAAGUCUUACUUCCGUCAGAAAACACAGUGGCAACAUGACUUCACUUUGCCGUAUCCCACAUUCACCCUUUUUAAAACAUACAUACUUCCCAAUCUGUGACAAGUGUUUGUAACUAUAGGUGUCCAAUAAACAUUAAUGUUUGGUCCUAUAAGAUAAUCAGAUAUACUGUAUUCCAUUUUAAACCCGUUCUGUUGAAAACCUUCCUUGCAAGUAAAUUUAGUUGUACCCAUUUCUUGGGAAAUUGGAACAACACUUAUAAAGUAUAUGUUUGGCCAUAGCAAACACCAUAGAUUUUCCUUUUUUUUUUUUUAAUAAAUAACUUUUUCUUUUUUAAUAAGAAAUUGGAAUACUUAUGCACCGAUUUAAAAGACGUCAUGUAGCCAUGAAUUUGGGUGUAUUUGUUUUAUUAGAAAAUAUAUAUUUUCUGUUUUCAAGGUAAGUAUUUUACUUUUUAAUAUUGCUUGUUCUAAGGAAACAGUAAGUUGAAGAUUAUUUGGUUUAGAUUUAAAUGUACUUUUCUUUGGCCUGUUUUGACAAUAUUGUAUCAAGUUAUUUCUCUUCAUUUUUCAUUUGGGUGGUGAGGGGGGUUAAUGAACUGAAAGGGUUUUUAAAUUUGCUCCAGUUUAGGGUAAUGACAGUAACAUACAUUCAUGGUAAAAUCUGGCAAUACAGUCUAAGUCUACUAUUGGUCAAGCAACUAAAAUGUACACGUGUAAAUAAAAUCCUGUCAACAUUG